CUAUCCUGGCGAGUAACUAAUCGAUGCUUCAUAAUCUGUCGACACCUGUCGACCAGGUGCACGCCUGUCCACGCGUGCAUCCAAGUUCAGGUCCUUCAGGGAGAGGUUUCUUCGCACUCCGAAAUCUUUAGAAUAUCAGGUCCUUCUUUGAUCGGAUACGCGCAGGAAUAGGGACUAAUAUGGAUGGCUCGCCGCAUGAGUAUAUAAGGCCAGCGCACAGUGUAGUUCUGGCUUUGCUUAUAUUGGCGCGAUUUCUGCUAACACUCACGCAUUUGUCGGGGAUCGAGAAAGUUCCUGGACCUAAUUACCCUUCCUGGCUCACAGGCAACUUCAAACAGGUGUUCAAUCCCAGCGCUUGGGGGUUUCACGAAUUCCUAGCCAAGAAAUAUGGUAGUAUCGUACGCCUACAAGGCCCCUACGGGACAAAGGCGCUUUACAUAUUCGACGCCAAAGCAAUGCAUACAGUGCUAGUCAAGGACCAGGAUGUUUUUGAAGAGAAUGAGGGCUUCAUACAGAGCAACCUCUUGAUCUUUGGAGACGGGCUACUAGGUGCACUAGGAGACCGUCAUCGCAAACAACGCAAGAUGCUCAAUCCUGUCUUUUCCGCCGCCCAUAUGCGAGAAAUGACACCGACUUUUUUUGACGUUACCCAUAAGCUGGAAAGGGCACUCAAGGACCGAUUACAAAAAGGACCUUCGAUCCAAGAGGUCGAUAUCCUUUCAUGGAUGGGUCGCACUGCUCUGGAAAUAAUCGGACAAGCAGGUUUAGGCUAUUCCUUUGAUCCUCUAACAGAUGAAGAGUCUUCCCAUCCUUAUAGCAAGAUGAUCAAAGAGUUACUUCCUACUCUAAUGCGCGUGCAGUUUUGGCGCUUGAACGUGCUUCCCUACGUCUCCUGGAUCGGCACUGCCAAAUUCCGUCGUUUUGUGGUCAACCUGUUGCCUUGGAAGGACCUCCAUCACCUUCGUGAUAUGGUUGACUACAUGCACAAUGUAGCGGAAGAAAUUUAUGAAAACAAGAGGCGUGCGUUUGAAAUGGGUGACGAGGCCGUUGACCAGCAGAUAGGAAGAGGGAAGGAUCUUAUCAGCAUUCUCAUGAGGGAAAACAUGAAGGCUUCUACUGAAGAUCGCUUGCAGGAUAUUGAAGUUAUAGGCCAGAUGAAUACACUAAUUUUUGCUGCGAUGGACACUACUUCAAGCGCUAUGUCCCGCUUGCUUCAUAUUCUUUCUAAGCAUCCCGAUGUACAAGACAGACUGAGAAGAGAACUCCUUGAGAUAAAACGCCAGAAAAACGGGCAAGAUCUUUCCUAUGACGAACUAAAUAGUUUGCCAUAUCUCGAUGCCAUCUGUCGAGAAACUCUUCGUCUAUAUUCUCCUGCUUCAAGUAUUGUCCGGGUUGCACGUCAAGACGCAGUCAUACAUUUACAUAAACCAAUUCACGAUUCGAACGGCAUCGAGAUGCAUGAAGUGGCUGUACCCCGCGGUACAACAAUAUUCGUGUCUAUCUUCAAUGCGAACAGAAAUCCAGAUCUAUGGGAUGCGGGUGAAUGGAGGCCAGAAAGGUGGCUCGCACCAUUACCAGAAUCUCUGAUCAACGCGCGGAUCCCGGGAGUUUACUCUCAUCUAAUGACCUUUAUUGGAGGUGGACGGUCCUGCAUCGGCUUCAAGUUCUCGCAAUUAGAAAUGAAGGUUGUCAUAUCUAUCUUGGUGGAAAGUUUCAAAUUCUCCCCUUCAGACAAAGAAGCCGAAGUCUUCUGGCAAAUGAAUGGUGCAACAGCACCUGUUGUUGGAAAAGACAACCAUCCUCGAUUACCCAUUAAUAUCACUUCAGUGAGCUGAUCGCCCCAUAAGGUAGACCUCACUGAUCAUUCCAGACUUCGGCAAUGGCGUGGAUAUGUAGACCAACAUGAGCGAGUUAGGACAGGACUUCUACAUAGGAUAGGUAGAUUUCUGCCUGCAUAGUAUACCUGGAUCAAUCGAGGAGGGAACAAUUUCUAAUGAAAGUCUUUUAUCGAAUCGAGUGAAUCUACAUUUUUGACCGUAGGGACACCGAUAUGCCUCUCAAAUAUGAAAGAAUCAUGUUGAGAACGAGAACGUUAAUG
This is a messenger RNA of Lentinula edodes (shiitake mushroom), 2098 nucleotides long. Its product is annotated as cytochrome P450. Bases 180 to 1835 code for a protein of 551 amino acids. NCBI's taxonomy places the organism in Eukaryota, Fungi, Basidiomycota, Agaricomycetes, Agaricales, Omphalotaceae. The transcript is spliced from 22 exons. Gene Ontology annotation, molecular function: heme binding; iron ion binding; monooxygenase activity. The record is from RefSeq and is a predicted model, not a curated record.